GGGUGCUGGGAGCCUGGCGGGCCGCGAACGUAGCUAUCGCGCUGGGGCCGCCGAGAUUAAGUGCCCGGGAUGAACCUCACCUGGAGAAAGGGCUUCUACAAGCAGGACGUCAACAAGACCGCCUGGGAGCUGCCCAAGACCUACGUGUCCCUGACGCACGUAGGCAGCGGGGCCUACGGCGCCGUGUGCUCAGCCAUCGACAAGCGGUCAGGGGAGAAGGUGGCCAUCAAGAAACUGAGCCGGCCCUUCCAGUCUGCGAUCUUUGCCAAGCGGGCCUAUCGUGAGCUGCUGCUGCUGAAACACAUACAGCAUGAGAACGUCAUCGGACUCCUGGAUGUCUUCACCCCAGCCUCUUCUCUGCGCAACUUUCAUGAUUUCUACCUGGUGAUGCCCUUCAUGCAGACGGACCUGCAGAAGAUCAUGGGGAUGGAGUUCGGUGAGGACAAGAUCCAGUACCUGGUGUAUCAGAUGCUCAAAGGUCUUAAGUACAUCCACUCAGCUGGGAUCAUCCACAGGGACCUGAAGCCAGGCAACCUCGCUGUGAAUGAGGACUGUGAGCUGAAGAUUUUGGAUUUUGGGUUGGCACGGCAUGCAGAUGCAGAGAUGACUGGCUAUGUGGUGACCCGCUGGUACCGGGCCCCUGAGGUGAUCCUCAGCUGGAUGCGCUACAACCAAACUGUGGACAUCUGGUCUGUGGGCUGUAUCAUGGCAGAGAUGCUGACGGGGAAAACUCUGUUCAAGGGGAAAGACUACCUGGACCAGCUGACCCAGAUCCUGAAAGUGACGGGGGUGCCGGACGCUGAGUUUGUGCAGAAGUUGAAUGACAAAGCGGCCAAAUCCUACAUCCAGUCCCUGCCACAAAGCCCCAAGAAGGAUUUCUCUCAGCUCUUCCCGCAUGCCAGCCCCCAGGCUGCAGACCUGCUGGAGAAGAUGCUGGAGCUGGACGUGGACAAGCGCCUGACCGCCUCUCAGGCCCUCUCCCACCCCUUCUUUGAAUCCUGCCGGGACCCUGAGGAGGAAACAGAGGCCCAGCAGCCAUUUGAUGAUUUCUUAGAACAUGAGAAACUCACAGUGGAUGAAUGGAAGCAGCACAUUUACAAGGAGAUUGUGAACUUCAGCCCCAUCGCCCGGAAGGACUCUCGGCGCCGGAGUGGCAUGAAGCUGCAGUGACCCGUCUAGCCCGACCCUCGGCUGAGCCCAGGAAUGGCCGCAUGGUACCACCUGCCAGGCACUGUCCCUGGGACCAAUAUUUAUUUAUUGAAGUUUUAGCGUGUCUUGGAUUAUAGCCUUCCAAGUAGAGGACAGAGGACCCUUGUCCUUGUGUAGGAAACAGGCCUAGUAGAUGCAGAAUUCAGAGGUGUCGGUUGGGAGAAAAUAGCUAUGAUCAUAACUGGCCAUAUUAAAGCACCCAUCUGGAGAAUCGCCUGUGUGUGGGGUCCUUACCUUCAUGGCUGUAGUGGGGCUGAACUGGGGCAGGAGUCUACGGCAGUGAUGGUGUAUUUGUUUGCUAGGGCUGCUGUAACGAAUUAUCACAAACUGUGUGCCUUAGAAUGAUAGAAAUUUUUUCUCACGGUUCUCACAGGUCUGAAAUCAAGGUGUUGGCAGGGCCAUGUUCCCUUUUGAAGGUUCUAGGGAAGAAUCCCUCCUGGCCUCUUUUUAGCUUCUGGUAGCUCCUGGAAUCUUUGGUGUUCUUUGGCUUAUAGCUGCAUCACCCCUAUCUCUGCCUCUGUCUUCACAUGGCCUUCUCUGCUCUGUGUAUUUCUGUCUUUGGCUGAUCUUAUAAGAACAUCAGUCACUGAAUUUAGGACCCACCCUAAUCCAGUGUGAUCUCAUCUUAAUCCUUAGUAAUUACAGCUGCAAAUAUCUCAUUUUCAAAUAAAGUCACAUUCUGAGGUUCUGGGUGGACAUGAAUUUUGGGGGCACAUUUUUCAACCCACUACAGAUGGCCAUGAGGGAGGGGCCCCAUCCCAGAGCCCCUUUGUUGUGGAGCCAAACGUGUUUGGCUGCUAAAUUAAAGGAGUUGCAGAGAGAGCUGCAGCUGGUGAGACAUUGCAUGCAGGUUAUUUUGGGUGAGUGAUCAGCAAUCAAGAUAUGAAACAGCAGGCUUGUUGACUGGGAGGUGCAAAAGGCAGAAAUGGGCUUUUUCCAGGAAAACGGUUCUACUCCUUCCCCCUUUUGGGAAUUGUACAUCUCUCCUGAGCUUUAACCUGACAAUGGAUUGGAUCCUUCUGUUCAGUUUUGAAAACUCUGUUCAGGUCUCAAACUUCCCUAUGCACCAGGGCCUGGUUAAUAUGCAGAUUCCUGGGCCCAGCCCCUGGGAUUUUGAUUUAGCAGGUCUGGGGUUGAAACCCUAGAACGUUUGAAUGAGGACCCCUUCACCUCAACCCAAGCCCAGUGAUUCUGAUGGAUAUCUGACCACAUUUAGAGAAACAUUUAGUUGAUUUCAGUACCACUUAAUUUGUCAAAAGGCCUAAAUUAGAAAACUACAAUGGGAGACUGAGGGGCUUUAGAUGACUUUCACACUCUCAUUUUAGAGAUGUUAAAACUAAGGCUCAGUCAGGGCAUUUUUAGGGCAGUGAAACUAUUUUGAAUGAUGUCAUGGUGGAUACACGACAUUAUGCAUUUGUCACAACUAGUGGAACUGUACAACACAGUGAGUGAACCCUCAAGUAAACU
Molecule: messenger RNA, 2676 nt
Organism: Eubalaena glacialis (North Atlantic right whale)
Lineage: Eukaryota; Metazoa; Chordata; Mammalia; Artiodactyla; Balaenidae
Gene: MAPK13
Product: mitogen-activated protein kinase 13
Exons: 12
Coding region: 70-1170 (366 amino acids)
Biological process (GO): protein phosphorylation; intracellular signal transduction
Cellular component (GO): cytoplasm; nucleus
Molecular function (GO): ATP binding; MAP kinase activity
Source: RefSeq, a predicted model, not a curated record